GGUCACGCAGCUGUGGUUCAACACUUUUAGCUGCUGGUUAGAAGCAAACCACAUCAGAGGCGGCGCGGAGGGAGAAAAAAACUCAAGAGAGACUUAAACCUGUUGGAGUCACACCUGAGGAAAAAUAUCAACAACCUGAGGAGGACAAGAAGGAAAGUUUUAGGUAGAAACUCCACAGUUGGAGUGACUGGACUUUUUAUUUGUUGGAGGGGGAAAAAAAGAAACCAUUGAGAUUUUCAGUAACGUCUCUGUCACCCUCACCUGCCAAGUGUUUCUGUCAGUUUGCCUUUGGAAAUCCAUCUCUGGGAUACAUCCAAGAGUCGUCGGCCCAUUUCUCAUCAUCUCAGACUUUCUUUCUUAUCUAAGCUGCCAGACCAGGAAAAAAAAAGAAAAAAAAGGAGUCGAACAGAAAAUCAAACUGAAACCGAAUUCCCCGCUUGUGCAACAGCACCUGCUGCUCCCUUCCUACAUCGGAACAAAGCAGCUGGCAAAAAAAAAGAAAAGAAGAGAGAGCAAAACAGAGUGGAAGCUGGUUUUAAACCUCUGUUGAGCCCAGCACACCAGCCAGUAACUUCUACCAGCUAUAUCAAUUAACAUUUUGAGCGGGUUAGUGAGCACCUCGGAGGAUCGGGGGUGGACCGACAUUUCUGUCUCCCUUGGACUUUCUGUUUGAGCAAUGAUGGCUUGGCUCCAGCUGUGGACUACAAGGCUUAUGACCACUGUGGCCCUGUCCUUCUUUCUCGUCAUUGCUCAAGACUCUGGACUUCCUGAGAUGGAAGCAGGAAAGCAAGGCUCAGCUGAGAUUGUGAAGAAAGACUCCCAUCUGGUUCUCUCCAGGCAUAAGAGAGAAUGGAUAUGGAACUCUCUCUAUGUGGAAGAGGAGAAUAAUAUAUCCGAGCCCUCAAAGAUUGGACAGCUGAAGUCGAGCCAGAAAUUGGAAGUGAAGAGAUUUUCAAUUGAGGGUGAAGGAGCAAACGACAUCUUCCUGGUAGAGAACACAGGAGACCUGUUUGUCACCAGAAAGCUCGACAGAGAACAGAAGAGCACGUACAAAUUGACCGCUAAGAUGUACGAUGGGAACAACAAGCUGAUAGAGGAUGCUGGACAUUUUGAAGUCCAGGUGACAGAUAUCAAUGACAACAGCCCAGAAUUUCCUUCGAAGUCGUACAAUGAAUCCAUCGCAGAGAGGUGCACACCUGGAACUAAAAUAGUUCAAAUGAGGGCAACCGAUGCUGAUGACCCCACCACUGCUAAUGCAGAUCUGAGGUACACUUUGACUGGACAUGGAGAGGCGUCUGCCUUUAAAAUUGACAGCAUCACAGGUAUAAUCAGCUGCAAGACAAAUACCCUGGACCGAGAGACCAAGAGUCAGUAUGUUGUGGUGGUUCAAGCGCAGGAUAUGAGAGGAUUGCAUACGGGCAGCACAGGCACCACCUCUGUCACCAUCAACAUCGCUGACAUCAACGACAACAUGGCUUCUUUUACCACAGCUACAUACAACAUUAAGGUAAAGGAGGAUCACAAUUUGAACGAGAAGAUCAACAUUCUGGAGCUGAGGGACAAGGAUGAGAUUCAGAACAAACAACCCAUCUUCGCCAUUCUGGGUGACAGCAGUCAAACAUUUGAUGUUGGUCUCACCGAUCAAAAGGACGGCUACCUGAUGCUCAAAAAGCAUCUCGACUUUGAGACAAAGAACAGCUACAGUUUCACUGUCCAGGUGCGAGAAGACCUGAGGUUAAAUCCUGACAUGGACAAGGAUGCAAUCACCAAAGCCACGGUAAAUGUCAUAGUAGAAGAUGUAGACGAGCCGCCGGUGUUCCCCCACUCCAUCUACAACUUCACUGUGAUAGAAGAAGAGAAUGUGAGCAACAUAGGAAGUGUUGUAGCCAAAGAUCCUGACGCAGCCAAAAGCAAGAUAAGAUACUCCAUCUUAGACCAGCACUCUCCCAUCGGUAUCCACGAACAUUCAGGUCAGCUGUACACUCUGAGGAAGCUGGACAGAGAGCUGAAGGCCAAACACGUGUUUCAAGUUAAGGCGCAGGAGGAGCAAAGUGGUUUGGAGUCAUCAGUGUAUGUCAACAUCAACGUCAAAGAUAUCAAUGACAACCCGCCAGAACUGGUAGCGGAUGACAUCUAUGUAUGUGAGAGCGACAACGCUAAUACGGUGAUUGGAAUAUUGAAAGCCGCGGAUAAAGACGAGCAGCAGGCUUCCUUCACUUUCAGCAUGGCCAGUGAGAGCUCCAACUUCACCAUCCGAGACUACGGCAACAACUCAGCAGCCAUCCUGGUGACACAGGGCCCGUUCAGCAUGGAUGACCCCAAGGAUUACAGCGUGGAUGUGCGCAUCCGUGACGGAGGAAAACCCAUCCUGACCAGCAUCACCAAAUUGAGAAUCAGGAUGUGCUGGUGUGAUCCUGGUCGGAUUCAUACACACUGCAAACCUGAGACUCAGAAGAUGGGAGUCAGUGUCCAUGCUUUGAUAGCCAUCCUGCUUUGCAUACUGACCAUACUGGUCAUAGUGAUCCUGUUUGUGAUGAGGAAACGCUACCAGAAGGACUCUCUGGCCAGUAUGAAGAACAGCGGAGAGAUUCAUGAGCAGCUCGUCACAUACGAUGAGGAGGGAGGAGGAGAGAUGGACACUAACGGAUACGACGUCUCAAUCCUCACCUCCGCUUGCAACGACGGCUCCAUGCUCCGCCACCCUGAUCGCCACCCCCACCCCUCUCUCUACGCCAUGGUCCAGAAGCCCCCCCACCACGCUCAGCCCUCCGCGUGUAAGGGCGACAUGGCGGCAAUGAUCGAGGAGAAGAAAGACGAAGCUGAUCACGACAGAGACGGCUUCCCGUACGACACCCUCCACAUCUACGGCUACGAGGGACCCGAGUCUUUAGCCGGAAGCCUGAGCUCUCUGGAAAGCUCCUCCACUGGUUCAAACUUGGAUUACGACUUUCUCAAUGACUGGGGGCCGAGGUUCAGGACCCUGGCUGAGCUGUACGGCGUAGACGGACCUGAAUAUUACCAUCAGUACUGAUAGUACGAGAAAAUGCCAAAAUGCACACACACGUGCAUCAGUGAUGAAAAGGAGCCAUAAUAAAUAACACACAUUGACCAAAAGCAUGCAGAACACCCCCUACCACCACCACCACACACACACAUACACACACACACACACAGACCAACAGUGUUCUCCGGAGACUUAUCAGGGGGCUGUUUUUUUCUAGUAACAACAACAACUAACUUCUGUUAUCAUGUGUAAUUCAGUGAGCCCAUUAGUGUGUUGUGCCUCCCGUUUGUUCACUCCCCAUCAGUCAGUCAGAGCUUCAUUUUCUUUUUCUUUUUUUUUUGAUGACGUGGUGCCCUUUGCUCAUUUUCAGUGACAUGCUGGAAAAGAUUUUUAAAGUAACACAAGGACAUGACGCCAUAGGAAAAAAGUGAUAACUAACUGCUUCGCACAUUUACUUGAGGACUGAUUGUAGGUGACAGUGUGAGAACCACACCAGGAGGAUGCUUUUUAUUCCGCUGCAGCGUUGUGAGUUUCACGCCAUAACCGUUGUUUUAUCGUACCUGCAAAGUGCAGCCUAUCAGUUUUGGUUUAUCUUUGAUAAUUGAUGGGGUAAUGCGGCCACUGGUGGCCAGCAGUGUUAUUAAUAUUCCUUAAUAUGUUAUUGAUGUCUUAGCUUUCAUAUGCAGCACCCAUUUGCAAUCAGUUUUUUUCUCCAGUAGUGACUAUGCUCAUAUAGAUAAAAUAUUGAACCUUUUAAAAUGUGUUCGCUAAAUGCAUUUGCAUUUGUGUUAUAUAGGAUUAAACCAAACUCAACUCAACGUAACAACAGUUGUUACUGUCUAGUCUAGUGUAGUUUCGUCCUGCUGGGGAUUCAAAAUGCUGCAUGUGAAAGCAAUUCAAUUUUUUCUUCACCUUUUCAGUUUUUUGUCUUACUUUGCUUUUCUGGCGUUGUUGGCCUGAAAUCUCUUGGAACUAUUGUUUUUUUCUAUUUUUUUCAUAGUUGACUAAAGUGCCACAAACAUGGCGAGAACAAGGUGGUUUACUUUUGAUCUGAAGUUUAGUGUUUGAUUUGUAAAUAUGAUCGCUCGAGGGGUUUAUUGUACUGGAAAACUUGCGCAUCCACAUGAGUUUAAGCUCAAAGGGAUUGGAGGUGUUUGAUCACAGCGAGAUGCCAGUUGUGUUUUUUUUUGUCUAAAAUACCAGAAAGGCCCGUCUUCAAGGAAAGUUCAACUCUGAAAAGUUUCCGUCCAUCUUAAUGUCUUGACAUGACAUCAGGUGGUCUUUCUCUUUUUGUUUGACUGUGUGAUAUGAAAGAAGAGUCGUUUUCUAAGCGAGCCACUUUGUUCAUUUUCCCAGUUAUCUUGUGCUCUGAAGAGAGAACAGACAAUAGACACGCAGACAGAAAGGAAACGACGCCACCGCUGUGCGGACAGGAUUACAGUGUGUUCCAAGGUUUUAUUUGACAGGACCCAUCAUCACGGUUAUUGUUGAGAUGAAAGCCCAAUUCUCAGAGGCCCACUAGAACAAAAGUAAUUCAGGCGACUCAGGAAGCGACGAGUUGCAAAAUCGUCUAGUUAGGCUGCCCACGAUGGCUCUGAGGUGGCUCGAAUAACUUUAACCUCUCAUCCUUUUUGGCUACUGUCAGACCUCUGACUAAAGGAAAGAAACCUUAAACCUUUGACAAUCUUAAGACAAUCCUUUUAAGAACGUAAGUUGAUGCAAACACAACUCGCCUGGAACUAAACUCAACAUCUUCUUUAACUGAACUGGCUAACAUCCUUCUACAAUCCUUCUAACAUGGCCAAAAAACUGAGCCUCACUGGCUGUGGGGUUUACCACUUCACACUCUCAGGCCAUUUGUUGUUAGGCUGUUGUUACAUUUCUUGAGCUUUCUACAUUUUUACCCAUGGCAUGUAAAUGUUCCUCUACUUGGGACCAACAAGACAUAACACACUCCUCGUAGCCACACUGAAGAUCAGACAUUUUUCCAGAGGCCUUGGAUUCUGUAGUCUGAAAAAACAUUUAUUUAUAAUGGCAUAAAACUGGGAAAUGUAGCAAACUUUUGGUUGAGUAUAUAUAUAUAUAUGUGUGUGUGUGUUAUUUUUUUUUGUUUGUUUUUUGGAGACUGACAAUUUAAUCAUUUGACUGAUAUUACAGCUCUAAUGGGUCAUUUGGAUUACCAGUGGUUAGCUUCCAUUUGAACUUUAACCUCUAUAAUUCGAUGUGUCCUCUCUAUGUGGCUCUUUAAGUAAUCAGGAACAACUGCUCCCAGUGGACCGUCUGACCCCUGGCCAUCUGGGAGAAGGCGGAAGAGCACCUGGCCAAGAACUAUUUAUCUCAGUAUGUGACUCAGUAGCAUUUCAACAAUAAAUGCAGACAGUAAAUCACUGCAGUUAAAAAGUCAUUCACAAAGAGGCACAUUCAAGCCACCAUGCGACUUCAGGACAGUUCCUUUAUUUUUUUUUAAACUAUAAGUUCAUUUCAGUUUCAACUAUUUAGUUUAUUUAUUCUGCUGUUUAUUCUGUUUUGUUUGGACGUGAACUUGCUUCCUUCAAACUAAAGCCUGCUUCGAAUGCCAUUUGAUAAACGCUGGAUACAAUAGCUGGAAGCCCUCUCAGCGCUUUCCUGGUGGCUCCAUAUGUACUUAGAGGGGCCAGUCCCUCCGCCUCGCUCUCAGUGUCGCUCUCCUUGUUUGCCUCACCGUAUCUCCACCGCGCUGUCCUUCUCUAAUCAGCAAAGCCAAACGGUGGACUGAGCUUCCUGUCCAUCUGUGGGGUUGUGCCCGCCCCUUCCUGUCUGCGUUAUCUCUCUCACGGGCCAACACAUUGUGCUCACUUCCUGUUAGCUCAGCCUGGGAAACAGCCUUGGAGAGGAAAAGGGGAACGAGGCAAGGAGAGACAUGGGAUGAGGUAGAGGGGUUAACAAGAAAGAAAGAUGAAGAGAACAAUGUAGAGCAGUGAUGAGUUUUCCAGCUGAGCAGAAACACUUCAGAACAAAGAUGUGUGUGAUGAAAGCCUGAGGCUCAGCGAGAGAUGUGAAAGUCUCCUGGCAAAGUUGAAAAAUUAGCAUUCAGAAAUCCAAAUAAAUUGCCCACAGUUGAAUCAACAAUCACCUCCUCACUCUUGUGCCCCCAAAUGGCAGCAAACCAAAUUCAUAUUAAAAAGUCAUAAGUGCUUUCAUCUACAGGUUCUGCACAUUCAAGUCACAAGUAAACUUUUAAUUGUCUGAUGAAGAACUUUUCAGGAUCCAAUCAAAAAGUUUUGAUUGGUUACAUGCACUAUGGGCACGUCUCCACUCACUGAACAAACACUGGCUUCUGCCAUCUUUGUUUGGGUCCAGGAACAACAACAAGCCUAGUGAACAGAGUUUGAGUUUUGCUUCACCUUGUAGGAAAUCCUUUUACGCCUGUUAUUUCAAGCCAUUUCGUCCCUCUAAAGGCAACAGUACUUAUUUUUUGGUAUCAUCACUAUUAUUGUAAUCCCGGGGCCAUGAAAUGUAUGUGUGAACAAAAAAAAACGCCAGCUGUAGCAGACGGAGGUGCUCCAUUAUCUACUCUGCUAACAGCAGUAAGUGUUGGGUGCACUUUGGAGCUGUAGAUGGACAUAAGUAAAUUUCGAAUACAAAAAGAGACAUUAAUAGACUACAUCAAUAAUGCAAUACCUUGAAGACACAAUUCAUGUGGUUAGACCAGGUUAUACGUUUUCAAAAAGUGUCAUGUGGGAUCUGAUUUUAUUUGACAUAUGCAACAUAAUGACUGAGUCUUGUUAGCUUCCCCUGACUGUUGCAGAGCAUCACUAAUUCCUGUAUUUUCAAACACUUUGGAACGAUUGCCUAAAAAGUGCCAUAAUUCAUUUUAUUUCGCUGGCUAUCAGGGUUGGUCACCUAUUUAAAAUAGUUCACCUUAGUUUCAGCCAGUGGAAAUAAAUCUUUCAUAGUGGCACGAAAUGUUCAAAUUUAAGUCAAGAAAACAAACAAAAACAACCCAAUAUAUAUAUAUAUUAUUAUUAGUAUGCUGGUUUAAAACAGUGGUUCCUUCUACACAAUUUUGAGUGCAUAGAAAAAAAAAAUGUGCCUAUAGGUGACUUUUCUCUGGCCUCACAUUGUUUAUUUUUGAACUAGAUUACUGUAUUUAAAGGAUUUUAAACUUGACACGUUUCAUUGCUGUAAAAAGAAAAGAAAAAAACAAGGUUCAUUUAAAACAAAAGAAAAUAUUGUUCCGAUGCAUGAAUGGUUGCCCGAGUGAACAUGUGAUUUUCUUCUUGUGCGUCCACUUGUGUGUGUUUGCGUGCUUGUGAUUGUGACUGUACCCGUGUACAUACACAGUAAUGAGUGUCAAACAAACAACAAAUAGCAGCCACAUACGACUUUUUUUCUCUCCUGUAAAUACAUUAGGGAUCUACAAGGGAGCAACAUGUGCCUUUAUUCUUCAAAGAAAAAAAAAAAGAAAAAAAAAGAACUGUAAUUCAUUUUUUGACAGUGAACACAAUUUUCUAUAUUGUUUUUAAUGUGUAUAGCAACUACUUUUUAUUACCUGACAUUUUUGUAAGUGUAGAAUAAAAAAUAAAUAAACACUUAAGAUUU
This is a messenger RNA of Mugil cephalus (flathead mullet), 7585 nucleotides long. It is a transcript of the gene cdh5, whose product is annotated as cadherin 5. Gene Ontology annotation, biological process: vasculature development; homophilic cell-cell adhesion; calcium-dependent cell-cell adhesion. Bases 677 to 3031 code for a protein of 784 amino acids. The transcript is spliced from 15 exons. Gene Ontology annotation, cellular component: plasma membrane; catenin complex; adherens junction. The record is from RefSeq and is a predicted model, not a curated record. Lineage: Eukaryota; Metazoa; Chordata; Actinopteri; Mugiliformes; Mugilidae. Gene Ontology annotation, molecular function: calcium ion binding; cadherin binding.